UCGAACGAGUAUAACACUAAUAGACGCAACCGUUUGUUCGGAAUGGUCUCGAACACGCAAUAAACAAACAAUUAUCAACCAUAUCGGAAUCGGAAUCUAUGCACGUCGGUAGCAUUAUUUUGGUUUUCCAGCAUUUCUCUUUCCUGCAAAAACCUGUACAUACAAGCAUAGAUAGAUAGAUAGAUAGAUAGAGGUAGAUACAAAAUACCCAAAUUGAUAAUCAACCAAACCCAUCACCAUCCCCCAUGAGUAACCAACCCUUUCCCCUCCUCCUCCUCCUGCUCACCGUAACCCUCAUCGGAACCAGCCAAUUCUUUCGAUUCGCAGAGGGAGGACAGAGGAGGAUCCACAUAACCGACGACCUGGACGACGUGGUCGACGACGAGGAAGACGAGGAAUGGAAGCAGUGGGGGAAGAAACCGCAGCCCGAGUACGACCCUCCCCCCACCGACUUCUCCGGCAUGGACCUGCCCCAGAUCCAGGCCGAAAUGAUGAAGCGCCAGUUCGGCCAAGUCUUCGGCUUCGUCAAGCUCCGGUUGGGCGGCGCCAAACGAACUCGGGAUAUGGUAUCUGAUAUUGCUAUGCAAUGGUCAAAACUUUCAAGAACUGGCGCUAUCGAGACGAAGUUUACGGGUUUUGAUCUUGGCACGAUUAUGUUCACUAUGGAGAGAGGCCAAGACUCUCUGGAGCUUAAAGAGUUCAUAUUGAACCAACCAGAAGCAUACGAGAUUAAGAUAGGAGAACAAAUUUUCCGAAGACCAGGAGAUCCUCCUUUUGAACUACUUCUCGAGAAGCUCCACAAUGACAGAAACACAGCGGAUAAUGCCAGUCCCAUAGAGGAUGAUGGACACCGAAAAGAUGAGUUGUAGAUCACUGGAAAUCCUUCCAGCAUCCAAAGCCAAGAGCUCUGAAGGAUUAUUUUGUGCAGUUCAUCUUUCUGAUAAUACUGUUUUCAUUCCUUUCUAAUCGUCGUCAUGAAAUCGAUACUUGAGUUUCAAGAGUUUCUUACAGAGUACAAGUCCUUGGAUUUUGUUUCUGUGUUCUGGUCUUUGUUUAAGUCAGUCUCGCUCCAUUCGGUCCAUUUCAUCAUUUUUCAAAUGAAAAUUUGUUUGGUCUUUGACAUUUCGAGUUCUGUUGAUGAAUGAUUGGAUGAAUGAAGAAAUAAAGUCAUACAGGUUGUGUUCA
Messenger RNA from Rhododendron vialii, 1185 nucleotides. RefSeq lists its product as uncharacterized. The transcript has 3 exons. Lineage: Eukaryota; Viridiplantae; Streptophyta; Magnoliopsida; Ericales; Ericaceae. The coding region runs from base 246 to 869 and encodes 207 amino acids. The record is from RefSeq and is a predicted model, not a curated record.